Molecule: messenger RNA, 1718 nt
Organism: Aspergillus ibericus CBS 121593
Lineage: Eukaryota; Fungi; Ascomycota; Eurotiomycetes; Eurotiales; Aspergillaceae
Product: putative serine/threonine-protein phosphatase
Exons: 3
Coding region: 218-1456 (412 amino acids)
Biological process (GO): polyphosphate catabolic process
Cellular component (GO): cytoplasm
Molecular function (GO): phosphatase activity; endopolyphosphatase activity
Source: RefSeq, a predicted model, not a curated record
UCCCCGUCGACAUUCCACAGCCUGGGGCUCCUCUCUUUCUCUUUCGUGCUCUGAUGGGCCGGACGCUGGCUGUUCUUCCACCUCAAAGCCGUGUCGACGAUCCCUUCCGAUCGUCGCGAUUUUCCUUUUUUCUGUUUUCUGUUGUUUAUCCAUCCCCCCAUACCACCUCCAGCAUCCCCUCCCUUCACUUCACAGCACACUCGCUCAACCACCCAUCAUGGCCACUUAUCACGACACCGAAAGCCUUGAAUACUCCUCCGACUCCGACGACAGCCGCUUCUCUCCCCACCCCCCGUCCCAACGCAUCAAGCGCUACACCCGGCCCUUGAUCGAUUACGUGCGCAAUGACUGGCAAUUCAGCAACAAAUACACCCAUCCCCCGGACGAACCGUCCGACCCCGCCAGAUGCAUGCAGCUGGUCAUGUCCAUCGUCACCGCUCCGCGCUUCCGCCGCUAUGUCGUCGUGUACCUGAUGCUCGUGAUCACGUGUACGGUGGGGUGGGUGUAUUUCCUCUCUCCGCGGCUGGAGGAACAUGCGGAGUUGUUGCGGGCCUUGGACCCGGAGGUGAAGGAGGAGGUUGGGGGGUGGUUCGGGACGAACGCGUUACCGAAUUUUGAUAAUAUCGUGCAAUUGGGGACAUUGGAUGAGGGACUGAUCCCCACGGGGGAGAAGCGCUUGAUUGUCGUGGGUGAUGUGCAGGGGUGUAAAGCGGAGUUGGACCGCCUUCUCGAAGAGCUCCUCUUCAAUCCCACCAACGACCACCUCGUUUUCACCGGAAACAUGAUCAGUCGCGGCCCCGAGAGCAUCGACGUCGUCGAACUUGCCCGGAACUACUCCGCAUCUUGUGUUCGCGGAAACGACGAAGACCGCGUUUUGGUCCUCCGCCAUGACAUGGUCGAAGCACAGACGUUGAACGAUCACUCCACCGAUGAGUACCUCGACGGCCAGUCCACGGAUCAAGCGAAGCGGGAGCGCGAUCUCGCGCGCGCAUUGACAGACGAACAGGCUGACUGGCUGGACGCAUGCCCGGUGAUUUUGGAUCUCGGCCAGGUGCCCAAUCUCGGCCAAGUUGCAGUGGUACACGGCGGAUUGGUCCCGGGUGUGGAGCUAGAGAAGCAGGAUCCGUACAGCGUGAUGAACAUGCUGAGCAUCGAUUUGGAGACGCAUCUGCCUAGUUCAGAGCGUGAUGGGAUCAGAUGGACCAAGCUCUUCAACAAACACCAAUCCACCACCUACACCACCUACUCGGGUCUAAAGAACGCCGAUCUUGAGGAAGCAAAAUCCCACACCACGACCGUCAUCUACGGCCACGACUCGGAAAAGUCCCUCGACAUCACUACCUACACCAAAGGUAUCGAUACCGGAUGUGUGCGGGGCGGUGAACUGACCGCCCUGGUUCUGAGUGAGAACGGAGAGAAUCUUAUUCAAGUGAGGUGUAAUAACUACCUUGAGUGAUCUCCACCUCUAUUUUUCGUGUUUGGGUAUUGUCAGAUAUAUUCUUGACUUGACUUGCGAUACCUUUUUUGGAUAUAUCGCUACGCUACUUGCAUCCCUGUCUGUCUUUGUCUCUCUGCUGGCUUGGAGAGAUAAUUUUGACUCGAUGGGCUGAUCUGUAUUAUUGGUUGUUACAUUUGCACGAUCUAGGAUUAUCAUAUAUUGCAUUUUGGGCUUGGAGUUGGCUUUGGAGUUGGGUGGGUUUGAUUCAAUUGGCCUGGAC